Messenger RNA from Harmonia axyridis, 907 nucleotides. RefSeq names its product endocuticle structural glycoprotein SgAbd-4-like. NCBI's taxonomy places the organism in Eukaryota, Metazoa, Arthropoda, Insecta, Coleoptera, Coccinellidae. Gene Ontology annotation, molecular function: structural constituent of chitin-based larval cuticle. Gene Ontology annotation, cellular component: chitin-based extracellular matrix. The transcript has 3 exons. The coding region runs from base 142 to 561 and encodes 139 amino acids. The record is from RefSeq and is a predicted model, not a curated record.
GAUGCAAUGAUGAAAUAAACGCGACUUUGUGGAGGUGUAGGGGGACGAAUAAUGAUUCUGUACAUCUUCGAUAAAUACUGAAGUAUAAAUAGAAGAAGUCAUUAUCAACGGUGGUGUAGUUGUUUCAAGUGAACACUGAUCAUGAAGGGAUUUAGGAUAUAUUUAUUAACUUCGCUGAUAGUAGCGGUCUAUGGAAGACCACAAGGUGAAAAGGAAAUAAAAAUAGUCAGUCAGACAAAUGAAAUAUCACCUGAAGGAGGAUAUGAAUGGAGUUACGAAACAGAAAAUGGAAUCAAAGCUCAGGAAACCGGAACCCUUAAAAAAGGAAAAGGUGGUCCAGACGGAGAAGAUGCUGUUGUAGCCCAAGGUUCCUUCUCUUAUACCGAUAAAGAAGGAAACCAGAUUUCUGUAGUCUAUGUUGCUGAUGACGAAGGUGGUUUCCAACCUCAAGGAGCCCAUCUACCAACUCCACCACCAAUUCCACCAAAUAUUCAAAAAGCUUUGGAUUGGAUAGCUUCUCAACCUUCCACAACAGAAAGAGCCGGAAGAAGAAGGAAAUAAAGACAACAAACACCUCACCACAAAAAUCAACAGGACUCAUGACAUUCUGUAUAAGAAAAGCGAAAAUCUAUGGACACAUAGGCUGAGCAUUCGUUUUAUACCUUUUGUUCAGUUGUAAAGUGUAUAUAUAUAUUAUUUUAUGCGUUAUCUCUUUCUCAUUCCUUUUUAAUUUCCUUUUCUUUUUUAUUCCUAUGUUGUUGACGAUUGGAUUUAUUCAUCGUUGUUUUAUUAUCCUUUUUUCUGUGAUAACAUUUUUCAAUCGUUGAUAUCGGAAGUCUAUGAACAUUGCAUGAUUAUGGAUAUUUGUGAAUUAUUUGUAUUUUAUCAAUAAAUAUCUUGAGCAUCA